CGUUAAAACGUCCACGUACGAGUCACAUUUCUGGCGUUUGAAGACGAAUAAAAAGACUGAGUGUGUUUGUGUGGCUUAGGCGAGAAAGAUGUGACCCGUGCAAACACGGAGACGCUGCUAGGCAACAUCAUUCACGUUAUGCCUUAAUAUGGCAGUGGCUUCAUUCAGUGUUUAGCUCUGCGAAGAGCCAAAGCACCUGUUUAUAUAAUCAUUGUCAACACAGAACAUGCUGUGCUUUCACCAUUUAUCUCAAUAGUCCCGGUUUUCAACGUCUACAUUUCCAGAUAGCAAACGCAUCAGGAUCUUCAGAAGGGGACGCGGUGUUUAGAUAAAGCGGUGACGUAGCGUAAGCUUCACGCGGGGAUGCCAACGCUUACAGUAGGGAAAGAUCUGUGCGAACUUCGCCAGAUACUUCACUAAUACUUAUUGUCCCGUUCCGUUUUUUUCCACAUUCAUUUCAACUUUUUCCUGGUCCCUUCAGAUGAGGGUCAGGGUGGGAGGGGUCUGACGGUGGCUUAGAAAAACUCUCAACCACUCUAAAUGGGAGUUAAGACCUGCACACAGUAGUCCACAGACCAGUUCAUACCAGACAGCCAGCGUGGUAGCUGUCACUGAAGAUGGAGGGUGAGUGCGUAACAUUGGAGUUGGGUGCCAAAGAGCAACCUACCAGCACGGGACCGGUAACAGCCGAACAACUGGCAGCUAUAGAGGACGAAGAAAUCCUAAAUAAUAUGCUAGAUAAGGCUGUGGAUUUCGAGGAGAGGAAAAUGAUCCGCGUCGCCAUGAGAGAACUACUCAAGAGGAAGAGGGAACGGCGGGACAGGGAACGAGCAGCCCGAAUGGAGAACUUGCGACAGCAAAGCGGAGGCAAAACAGCUGCUGGACAAAAUAAGGAGCAGAAAGCCAAUGCUAACGGUCGGAGCAUCCCGCAAUACAACGCACACAGGCCAGCUCAAGCCAGAACAUUUUCAUCCCCCCAAUCCUCUUCUUUCACUCCUAAAACUGUGGGCAGCCCGGCUCAGUCACACAUGGCCAGGGUUAAAGUGCAGUGUGGCUCGGCGGUCGGGGGCUCCAACACCAAAGACGUCAAACAGAUGCUGCUGGACUGGUGCCGGGCCAAGACUGAACCGUAUGAGGGUGUGAAAAUUCACAAUUUCUCCUCUAGCUGGGCAGACGGUUUGGCAUUCUGUGCGCUGGUACACAGAUUCUUCCCCGAGGGCUUCGAAUACUGCACCCUUGACCCGUAUGACCGCAGGGCGAACUUUGAGAAGGCUUUCAAGACUGCAGAGAGACUCGCCGACUGCCCUCCGCUGCUGGACGUCGACGACUUGAUGCGAAUGCGAGAGCCCGACUGGAAAUGCGUGUACACUUAUAUCCAAGAGUUCUACCGCUGCCUGGUGGAGAAAGGCCUUGUAAAGACCAAAAAGAAGACAAUGGAUCCAAUGCAGCCCGUUCACAGCUGCCCAAUGCCAGAGAAACCCAAUGGAGUACUGGGUCAAACCCUACUCGGAAACCCUUGCAAACCCACUUCUUCACACUGUCAGAUGGACAUGACUGGAAACCCUCCGGCAGCUGGACAGGCUCAGGCAUCGCAGCCAAUUCCAAAUAAUAAGGAGAGAGUAAAACCGCCCUUAAGCUCACAGGCAUCUGCUAGUUCCAUCAGCAUCAGUCGUCCCAGGCCAACGGCACUACCAAACAAAUCAGCCAUCAAAGUCUCCAGGCCGCCUGAGCCUUCGUUGCAGGUUAAAGCUACAGGCAUCUUAACAGAGUCACCGUUGCCCCUAAACCCACAGCUCAGCCCCCCCUCCCAACUUCACCUCAACCCACCAUUCAUCCCCCCGACACUCCCGAGUCCUCCGGCACAGCCCGUCCGUGUCAACACGCACAAUAAUUUCAUCACCAAACCAAACCAAAAUCUUUCCCCUACCCCUAGUCCUCAACCGACCCAAAGCCCAGAAACGCACAUACCCAACACCAGUGACGAGGAAGGUGAUUUCAGGGUGCACAUCGUCACAUGGAAUGUAGGGUCUGCUAUGCCACCUGAUGACAUCACUUCCUUGUUCAGUCCUGGAAUUGAAAACAGGAGCACGGAUAUGUUCGUCGUUGGACUACAGGAAGUGAACUCCAUGAUAAACAAAAGACUCAAAGACGCUCUCUUCACAGACCAGUGGAGUGAACUCUGCAUGGAUACGCUCAGUCGAUUCGGAUAUGUGCUGGUAGCGUCUCAGAGGAUGCAGGGUGUUUUCCUGCUAGUGUUUUCCAAAUUCUGCCACCUUCCUUUUCUCAGGGGGAUACAAACCCAGAGCACACGCACCGGCCUGGGAGGCUACUGGGGGAAUAAAGGGGGCGUGAGUGCACGUAUGAUGGUUUUCGGACACCCCGUGUGCUUCCUCAACUGCCACCUGCCGGCUCACAUGCGGAACCUGGAGCAGCGGAUGGAGGACUUUGAGAGCAUCCUUCAGCAGCAGCAGUUUGAGGGCGGAGCUGCCGUGGGCGUGCUGGACCACGACGUGGUGUUCUGGUUUGGUGAUCUGAACUUCAGAAUCGAAGGCUAUGAUAUUCACGUUGUGAAAAGUGCGAUUGAGAAUGACAAACUGCCUCUGCUGUGGGAGAAAGAUCAGCUCAACAUGGCAAAAAAAAGCGAGUCUGUCCUGGAGGGAUUCAUGGAAGGACCCCUGAAUUUCCCACCGACGUAUAAGUUUGACGUGGGAACGCACACUUAUGACACGAGCACAAAGAAGAGGAAGCCCGCAUGGACCGAUCGCAUCCUGUGGCGUCUGCGCAGGACGGGCUCCCCCGUGCCGUCCCACAAUUCCGCUCUGCAGCGGGGUCUCACCUCGUGGCUGGGCGGAGCCACCAGAGUGUCCCAGCAGUUCUACCGCAGUCACAUGGGUUUUACUAUUAGUGACCACAAGCCUGUGUCCGCCCUCUUCUCGUUGCAUUUUCCCUUUAAGGUAAACCUGCCAUCAGUAACGCUGGAAGUGGAGAAGGAAUGGACCAAAUUCUCUGAUGCGACUGUCAAAAUCACAGUAGCUUCAGGGUUUCAGAGGAGCUCGUGGGACUGGGUGGGACUGUACAAGGUGGGAUUUAAGCAUCACAAGGAUUAUGCUGUGUAUGUAUGGGCCAAAUCUGAGCAUUCCACUCAGGUGACAUUCUCUGAAGAGGAUUUGCCCAGAGACCCUGGCGAAUACAUUUUGGGAUACUACAGUAGCAACAUGAACGGCUUCGCAGGAGUGACCGAGCCAUUUCAGGUGCAGCUGCCCAUGUCCACGCCCCCUGAGCUGGUGUGUCGCUCACGCUCUGACAGUUCUGACGUCAGCUCUGAGGACGACAGCACGCUGGUCCUAUUGGCCCCCAUCUCUCGCAGCCCCAGUCCUGGAAAUCAUGGCUGCAAACGGCACCACCAGAAGCGCAGCCGCAGCCCCGCCGUACCUGCACUCUCCACCUCGCCUCUACCCUCCCUGCAAUCCCUCAGCCUUUGCCCGCGCCCCCGCGAUGGCCACGUGCAGAGCUCCUCCCCCCGUCCCUCAGCCAAUGCCAAAAAAGAGCGCCUGGUUUCUCCAGACACACUGACCUCACCGUCGCUAAGCCCCCUUAGUCCGCGAAGCCCCGUGUCCCCUGGAAGUGGAGUCAGCGCCCCGGAAGCCCUGAUAGCAGCCAUAUUAGGAGAACACAGGCCUGCGCAGAUAGGCAAAACGGGGGAUGCGUCUCUAUGACCGAGACAGCAUCCCCUUUAUUUAUUUAUAGACUUAGCAUUUAGCUAGACUUUAGCUAUAGCUUAUUGUAACGCCACUGUCUUAAAGAAAUUUAAUGACGUUCAUGUGCAAAGAUCUUAUUAGGAAACCUGUUUAGUCUUUACAUCAUAUACAUAUCAGAGGCUCAGCAAUAGUCUGUAAUGCCUUGUCAUGCCUCAUUGCAUCACAGACGUUUCCUUGUUUCUCUGCGUUGGCAAUGGAGAUUUAACUGUUCUAUACUUUUCUGCUUUCUGUUUUUCUGUUUGUCAUUUGUAUCAGUACAACUGUACACAUUCCUUUGAUCUAAACAGCCUUAUAGAGCAGUAUAACCUGACCUGAGGUAAAACUGUGCACUUACCGUAGUAUCAAAGCAAACAGUGAUGUCAGCAUUCAUCCCUGCCUUUAUCGUCAACAAGCACAUGGCCGAUAUUUCAAUAUGUGACCCAGUCUGUGAAAACCAAGCUAAAGUCUUUUUUUGUGAUUUACUGAUUUUUUUAACUAAACAUUUUCCUACAUAAGGUAAAGAACAUUCUGUAAAAAUAUAAACUUGAUAUCUUUAAUAUUGAUUGAGUAUCAAAGAUUGAUAGCAUAGUGAAGUUAAUAGUUGAACUCAAACUUUGAUGCUCUUUAUCUCAUAAAUAGAUUUCGAGACUUUAGCCUGGUUUUCACAGACUAGGUUACAUAUCAUAUCUAGAGGACAUCGAUAAAACGUCAGUACAAAGUAGGAACCAAAAAGUCAGACCACAGUGGAAAUGUGUCAUUCAAAAUUUUGACUAGAAAUAGGAAAAUGAAAGGUUUUUAGGUUUGAUACAUUGUGACGUAUUUAAGAUUCUGCACUAUUUCAAUGCCACUGUAAUGAAAAUCGCUCAAUUUAACUUUCCCCUUCAAUUAUUUAUAGACUUGUCUUGUUUAUAUCAGCUCUUCAUGGCUUACUGAACUCAGACAAUGGUGUCAACAGCCAUAUGAUAGAACACACAAAUAACUGUUCAAUUCUUAUUAAUGGUUAUCGAAAAAGGUUAUCGAAUAAUAUCAUUCUUUAACCUAGUGGUUCUCAAACUGGGGACUGUGGCCUCCUGGGGGGGCCCAAGAUGGAUCCAGGUAGGCCACAGAUUUUGUGGCAUAAUGUGAAAUAUAGAAAUUCAAAAUCAAAAUUUAAAAAUCAUAAAUUGUAUGCAAUCAAACAGAAAAAUAAGACCCCCAACCAAAAGUAUCGAUGUUACAGCAUUGUAUUUCAGAAUUUGUUGUUGGUUUAGUUAAAAUUUUCAAGUUUAAGAUUAUACGUUUUUAUUUGGGGGGCCGCAAGGUGAUGCACUCUACACAAAGGGGGCCUUACACAACAAAAAAAUUUGAGGACCACUGCAUUAACUUAACUGUAUACAGUUUUCAGUUGUCAAGGUCCAAAAAGUCCACAGUGAGAUUUUGUGAUUCAAAAUUUGAAAAUAUUUAAGAUUCUGCAACAGUUUGUAUCCACUGCUUUAACUCCACACAACAGGUCAGAUUUGUUUGUGUUCAUGAACUCACAAGGUAAUCUUUUGAAAAUUCUCAAAUCAUGCUGAAUCAUUAUGGAUCAUCAGGUUUAGCACUUGUGAAGUCGGGACAGCUGCUUUCGUUUAGGUAAAAAGUGACACACCCAAUGGUUGAAAUGGCUGAGAUUCUCCAGGGGGACUCUAUGCUGGAGGCAUAUUUUACAUUUUAAACCGUAAGUGCAAAAACUAUGUUUGGAGGCAAUUUCAUGGUUUAAACCGGUAAAUUAUCUACAUUUUGAGGUGAAACUCUGUCCCCCUUAAAAUUCACUCCCUGGACUCCCCAUUCCAAACCUGGAAUUUUCAAAUGAAAAUACAAACAAAUUCAGCCAAUCAGAAUUGUCCGUUUUAUAAAAUACAAUUUUAUAAUUUAACAGCGAUCAAUUUAAACAAACAUUUAUUUUACAUAAUAUGUAUUCAUUAUUCACAACAAAUAUUUGAAACAAAAACCGUGCUCUGUGCAUUGACAAAGCUCUAGACAGUUUUGUUGACAACAGCAUUUCAAACCAGCAAAUGGAAUGACAAUUUCAGCCAAUCAGACAUGUUCGCCAGGUGAUGUUGAUAAAAUCAGCCUAUCGCUACUGUUGUUGCGAUGUCAUUGUCAUUGUCACCAUUCUAUGAGCACACAUAUUGCAGAGGUGUGUGCACAUCCUGUAAGACCACCGCACCAUCCCAGGUUUUAGGUUACUCAUUAAUACCCACCAUGCUUUGCUGCAAUAUCUGUCAGGAGCAAACCUUUGACAGAAGCAGCUGACCGAUGUCAACCAAUCAGAGGAGCUCUGGUCAUUUAUGGCGUUUCGUGUGAGCUGAAUCGAGCUUGUGUGUGGUGUGUGUGGACAGCGCAAAAUAAACUUGAAUUUGAACGUAUAUUGACGUUUGUUACUUUGAGCUCUUAUUUAAUAGUUUGGAAUGUGACUGGAAACGUUACACACCCAGAGGCAAAAAAAACAUGUUAUGUAAAGCUGCGUAAUCCUUACGAAAGUCAAAAAGGCAGAGGGAGGUCUAGCUAUAGAGUUAUAUAUUAUGUAAUAUAUUGUGAUGUGUCUGACAUGUUCUGUAACAGAAUUGCGAAAUUGAAGAUAAUGUGGCAACAUUCCCCUUCUCACCGUGCAGCUACACGUGUACAGAAGAGUUGUUUAUCCAAAACCUCAGCAGGUGUGAGUUAACUUCAUCAUCCAUUGCACAAUACAGUAGUACGUCUAAAUAAACACACAGUUCAAUGAACUCAAAGGUCCUACAUUUAGUUUCAGGAAACUUUCAUAGAGUGAUCUAGUUUGGUGGUUUGUCUUUUUCGGUCUGACUUUAUAAGACAAAUUGGUAACUGUUAACAUUAGUCAAUGCAAAGUGAAAAAACAUGAAUAAUUGUAUUGCAUUAACUAAAAAACUUAUCUUUUUCAUUGUUACUUCAUGUUAGCUAAUGCAUUUACAGUAUAAUGGUAACAAAUAAAACCUUUUUGUAAACUUAAAAUCAAGUCAAGCCUUAUAAUCCAAGACAUCUACUUCAUUUGGAUUUUAAAAAGUGCCUUUGUUACAACAAACUAUGAAUAUUGUGUCAUAGGACUUUACUUUAGGACAUUUAUUGGCUGUUUACACAAAUAAAC
Messenger RNA from Triplophysa rosa, 6858 nucleotides. RefSeq names its product phosphatidylinositol 4,5-bisphosphate 5-phosphatase A (gene inpp5ja). The record is from RefSeq and is a predicted model, not a curated record. Gene Ontology annotation, molecular function: phosphatidylinositol-3,4,5-trisphosphate 5-phosphatase activity; phosphatidylinositol-4,5-bisphosphate 5-phosphatase activity; protein binding. Bases 618 to 3716 code for a protein of 1032 amino acids. Gene Ontology annotation, cellular component: ruffle; cytoplasm; plasma membrane. The transcript is spliced from 20 exons. Gene Ontology annotation, biological process: negative regulation of peptidyl-serine phosphorylation; phosphatidylinositol dephosphorylation. NCBI's taxonomy places the organism in Eukaryota, Metazoa, Chordata, Actinopteri, Cypriniformes, Nemacheilidae.